CUGUCAGAGCUCCAGGGAGAACAUAGAGCUGGCGUCAUCCUUUCGGCAAACCAAGAGAAGGAAGGGGGAGGGUAAGACAGAAAUGGGUAGGAGAAGGAGGGUGCUGUGUGUUUCUACCGCAUCAGCGCCAACAUCACUGCCUUCGUCACCGGAAAACAACAAGGACUGACUAGCUGAGACUAAAGAGAAAAAUUACUGUUAACAGUAGCAAAUCUCUUUCCAUCAGAUACGGAUUAGGCCACUGCGUCUUCACCUUCCUUAGCCAGAGGCAUCAUCUCCCGAGAGAGAAAGAGGUCUUUUAGGCAUGGCUUGAGAAGAGAGGACAACAGCCAUCGCUCCAUCCUGUUAAGAUGGGAAAUCAGGAGGCAAAGCAAAAGAGAGCAGCGGCUUCAUCGGGUAAUGGAAGCUACCCUUCGCUAAAUGAAGGAUGGAGGGAAGGAGGAGGGGAUUUGACAAAAAGGGGGGGCAAGAAACUCGGCAAGCAGGGAGGUAAAGGAACAAACAGCAGUGGAGGAGGAGGGACUCAUGGCACUGGACCAGGAAAAAAACGAAAUAAAUCUGAUUCCAAGUCCUCCGUUUUUUCCCUCCGAAAAAGGAAGAUAAACCUGAAAGGCUCAUCAAUACCAGGUUUAAAUGAAGAUGAAUCUGCUUCUCAACAUGAUGAUCUGGACAGCACCAAAACACCUGACCUGUCUGCAGAUGAGCUAGGACACUCAGAUUCUGAGGCUGCAUUUCCUGAAAAGAGAAAGAAACCAGAACAGGAAAACAGGAAUAAAGACAGAAGAGAAGAGGAAAAGUCACACGUGCAAUUGAAAGCCUCAACAGAAACCACAUCACCCACAGAAGAAGCAGGACAAAAGGGGGGUAGCUCAGGAUCGGACACUGAUAUAUACAGUUUUCAUUCAGCAGCUGACCAUGAGGAUUUACUUGCAGACAUCCAGCUUGCUAUUAAGCUACAGCAUCAGCAGCAACAUGAUGGGAAGAACACAAUCUCAGAGGUACAUGAAGGUGGAGUGGGGGACCUGAAUUGGAGAGCAGCAGAGGAAUGGACUAAGAAAAGUAAUGGGGUGGAAAAAGAAACUCAUCAGGAAGUGGUUGGUAUGACCCCAGAAUUAGAGGUAGGCUCUGAUGCACUAUCAUUCCUAGAGACAGAAAGUCAUGUUUCUCUCAAUCCCACAGACUCGCUUCCAAAACUGUCAAGUAGUGAGACACACCUGUCCUUUCAUACAGAGAUAAAGGGACAGGGGGAGGUCCAGGAAGGGCUGGGGCCACCAAAGUUAAGUACGAAGAAGAUGAGAGAGGGACAAGCCUUUCUUUGUAUUGCUACAGACCAGCAUGUGGACAUCUCCAUGGCAACUGGAAGUGUGACAGUCAGCCCAAUCACUAUGGCAACCUGUGACAAUUGUUCACCUAUAGACUCAAGUGAAGGUAAAUGUCUUGGAAGGAUGGAGGAGUUCAGUCCCCCUCCAGUCAGCAACAGUAAAAGUACUGAACAUGCAGAAGGACUUGUGUUUGAUGAAGGUGAUGGUCAGUUAGGCUCAGGUUCCAGUGCAGAGUCCCUCGAGGACUGUGUUUUGACUGGUUCCAAAUCCAAUCAAUGUGAUGCUUCCUGUAAUGGUUCCUCACCCUCUGACCAGCUCUGCAGCAGGGGCAGCAUCUGCUUUAUCACACUGACGCCCCAGGGGAGCCCAAAGUUGGCAAAGCAGCUCUUCAAGUCCACCCAUUCCUCCAACUUUUAUAGCCAUGUGGUGAAAUCCUACCCCACUAUCUUUCCAUCCUACAUCAAGACCACUACGCGACAGCUCAGUACCCCAGGACACUCCCCAGCUUUGUCUCCUUCCCACAGCCCACUUUCUCCACGGAGAGCCCAUCUUCACAAUCGCAGGAUGGUGGCUGGAGAACAAGAAACUCACAGACAACGGUCACUUAGCCUUACUGGGACUCUAAGCCGAUCAGCUGACUGGACAGAGGAGCUUGAAAAGAGGCUAAGAGGAAGAGAAGUGAAUGGAGGGGAGUAUCUGAUGGGCUACAGAGGAGGAGGCAGUCAACCUAUCUGUGCUACCAGAAGAUCCUCAUGUGGACAGGUCUCCCUCUGUGCUUUUCAGGAUGUCUUCACAGGUCGCACUCUUCUUGAGAAGCUGUUUUUGCAGCAGCAGCAGGAGGAGACAGAAGAGGCCGAGAGGCUCUGCUCCAAGAUCUUGGCCAUGGGUCUCCUGCUUCCCUUCACUGACUGCUUCAGAGAACAGUUAGGCGGCAGCACGGCUCAAAUUUCAUCCACUGCAUCAGCCAAGUUUGACCAUGACCAGCUGUAUACAUGGGCCGCAGUCAACCAGCCGCCACACUCACAGGAUCUUCUUGAAGGGAAACUAGCAGGCCAACUCAAGACGCAGUGGUCUCCAUUACGGCUAGGAGGAGAAAACAGAACUGCUCAUACAUCUAUGGAAGCAGAUCAUUGUGAAGCUGUCUCCACAACAAGACAACAAGACCAUGAGGAGAGAUUAGAGGAGGAAUAUGUGCUGCCAUCAAAAAAACUAAAGGAGAAACAUGUUAAUGUCAUCCAGCAGCUUGAGCAAACUAUAGAAGAUCUCAGGACUAAAAUUGCUGAGUUGGAAUGUCAGCCCCCUCUUCUGGAGGAGAAGGGUAUAACAACCAUCACCUCCACCACCGACAGAGAAUGUGGAGGAGAUGAGAACCUAUUGAGGUCUCUCUGUGAUGCUCAUCUGCAAACAGAGGCAGGGGCCUCUGUGGGAUGCCAGGAGGUCAAGUCAGUUCAGACCUCACCAAUGGAUGAUAGUUUUAGGUUCAACAUGCUCUGUAGAGAGCUGGAUGGAGGCUUUCUGCAGCCAUCAUCCAAUCAUGAUUGUUCAUGUCAACUAGAGCCUUGUACUUCACAUCUUCUGCAUCAAGGAGAAACUGUAAUUCUUCACUCAUGCCUGAAUUUGGUCCCACCUCCUCCUCCACCUUUACCAGGAUUUCCAGACCCUCCUCCACCACUUCCUGCACCUCCUCCUUUCCAAGGACUUCCAGGCCCCCCUCCUCCCGUACCUCCUUCUCCUUUACCAGGAUUUCCAGGGCCUCCCCCUCCACCACCGCCUCCUCCUUUACCAGGAUUUCCAGGGCCUCCCCCUCCACCACCACCUCCUCCUUUACCAGGACAUUCAGGCCCUCCACAUCCACCUCCUCCUCCAGGAUGUGGGCCUCCUCCUCCACCACCAGGAGCAACUGGCAUACCCCCAAGUCUUUCAGCAGGAAUGGGUUCAUUGCCCCCUCCAUUGCCACUGGGUCUGUAUUCUCUGCCUUUAACUCAGGAUAAACCAGCCAGAAAAGCUGCAGUGGAGCCACCUCGGCCAAUGAAGCCCCUUUAUUGGACCAGGAUCCAGCUACACACAAAAAGGGACAUUCCUUCUUCACUUGUGUGGGAGUCGGUUGAGGAACCUGAUGUGGACUUUGACGAGUUUGUGGCACUGUUUUCGAAAACAGCAGUUAAAGAAAAAAAGCAGCCACUCUCUGACACCAUAACAAAAUCCAAGGCAAAACAGGUUGUAAAGCUGCUGAACAACAAGCGCUCUCAGGCUGUUGGGAUUCUCAUGUCUUCCUUGCACCUCGACAUGAAAGAUAUACAGCAUGCCGUCUUGAACUUGGACAACAAUGUAGUGGACACAGAGACCCUGCAAGCACUUUAUGAAAAUAGAGCACAACAGGAGGAACUGGACAAAAUCGAAAAGCACAUAAAGUCCUCUAAAGACAAAGAGAAUGCUAAGCCUCUGGAUAAACCUGAACAAUUUCUCUACCAGCUCUCCCUGAUACCAGACUUCUCCAGCAGAGUCUUCUGCAUUCUCUUUCAGUCCAGCUUCUGUGAGUGUAUGUCAUCAAUCACAAGGAAAAUCAACACACUGCAAAGGGUAUGCAAGACUCUGCAGGACAAUGUUUCAGUGAAGAAGAUUCUAGGUUUGGUUCUGGCAUUUGGUAAUUUCAUGAAUGGUGGGAAUCGAACAAGAGGUCAAGCUGAUGGCUUCACCCUUGAGAUUUUGCCAAAACUCAAAGAUGUCAAGAGCAAUGAUGGCGCUAAGAGUCUUCUGUCAUACAUUGUAGCCUACUACCUCAGACACUUUGAUGAGGAUGCUGGGAAGGAGACGUCUGUGUUUCCUCUUCCUGAGCCCCAUGACCUGUUCCAAGUUUCACAGAUGAAAUUUGAAGAUUUUCAGAAGGACUUCAUUCGACUCCGGAAGGACCUCAGAGCAUGUACAUCGGAAGUGGAAAAGGUGUGCAAGGUGUCUGAUGAGGAUAACUUGCAGCCUUUCAAAGAGAAGAUGGAUGGGUUUCUUGCACAAGCUAAAAGUGAACUAGAGAUCCUGGAUGCGCAACUCAGCAGCACUCACAAACUGUUCCUAGAGCUGACAGUGUUCUAUUCAGUGAAGCCCAAAGCAGGAGAAAAGGAGGUUUCCCCCAACACCUUAUUUUCCAUCUGGCAUGAAUUCUCCUCCGAUUUCAAGGACCAAUGGAAAAAAGAGAACAAAACUAUUCUCAAGGAAAGGUUGAAAGUAGCAGAAGAGUGUUUCAGACAAGCCAAGGAGAAGACUUCCUACAAUGUUAAACCAAAACAUGCUUCUGGUAUUAAAGCCAAGCUUGGUAUGAAGAUUUAACAUCGCUAACCUGGGAGAUCAUGAAAAUGGAAUUAGAGUGAAGUGAAUGACCUCUCUGGACAUCAUGUUUGAUGUUUUUAUUAUUUUUUAUGCAGUUUGAUUAAUUUUGUCAUAGCAGCCACUCUUAGGAUGUUUGAAUCAAAUACAGUCAGGGUUUUUUUUUUUCUGCCCAACAAACACAUUAUUCAUCAGUUCAGAUAUCAACUCACAAUGAAUCUAUAGUUCUGAAGUUUUCAUUUUAUAACAUGUCUAAUAAAGUCUCUUUACGUUUCAGCCUGACUACCAACUGACUUCUCUCUGCUUUCUUCCAACAUUAUACUGCCAACUUUUGUUUGUUAGUUUUAUUUUGGUUGCCCAUCUAUAUACACCACUUAUGCUCACCAUCUCUUGCCAUUACUUAAUUUUUUACCUGAUUUGGAAAAACUUUUUUUUCCCCGAGAAAAUAUCCAUGUAAAAAAAAUCAAUUUUCCUUUUUGUUUGAUUUGAAAAUGUUGCGUUUCAGCUGUCAGACAUUAUACUUGGCCGAAGAACACUUAUGAACACAAUUCACUUCAUUCUUCCAUUUUUCAUCUGUGAACAGUCUCAGAAGUGGUAGGCUGUAACAUAGCCACUUAUAGUUCUUUGCACUGCAAAUCUGUCAGUACUGCUGAGUGACUGUAAGCUGCAUUGGAACAGAAUGGAGGCUUCAGUCCUUGUUGAACAUUUUCAAAUAAUUAAAAUCUAACACUUGGAUUGUAUAUGACUUCCUAGUAACAGUGAAAGUUACUUUUCAACCCUAGAUUUAAAGAUUACAUACUCAAGCAUUUGACUUGGGUGUCACAGUCACAUGGUGAACACAUAAUCUUUGUAAUGCCACAAAGGAUUUGAAAUUAAAAUAAAGCAUGACAAGUAUGAGAAAAAUAAUGUGUAGUAGAGCCGUCAUCGGAAUUAUUUAGCACUAUCCUGUUACAUAAAAGAAUUUUACACAUUUUAGCAAUUACAGCCAAUACAUUUAAACACAUUAUUAUAAUUAUUAAUAUCUCAUCCAUUAGCCACUGGAUAUUGGCACCAAUCUGCCAAUGACACUGUAAGUACAGAAAAUGACAGGACAAGUAUUGAACUGUGAAACAUGAUCAAUACUAUCAAUAUUUCCAAUUGGACUAAGAAGACCGGAGUGACUGGUAGCAAGUAAGGACAAUGUGCCGACACUAUAACAUGACAAGGGUGGUAGAUAUAGGCUUGAAUUACUGUCAGUUUGAGUUAUUUAGUGGAAUGCCGAUAAAGGUCACAGGAAAACUAUUUUUUAAACUGUUUUUAUGCUCUAAGGCCUUACACAAAUAUUGCUCAAAAAAGGUACCUUGUCAGAAACAGGCUUGUUCACUUCAAUUACAUGGUGAAUUGAACAUAGUUCAAUUCAGCAUGUUCAGUUUUUUCAGCUGAACAUGAUACCCCAUGUAUUUUCAGUCAUAUUUUUAAAAUAGUAAAUAUCCUCUUCCAUAACCGGUAUUGGUAAAAUGGAACAAAGAUCAAAAGUAAUCAUUAUCAUACUAUCAAGUGUAAUCUGAAUUUAUAAUUAAGUGUAAAAAAAAUUUUUAUGCUUUUUUAUACUAAAAGUCAGGUGCAAUAAAAACAUUGUCAAUUGCUACAAUACGUAAAAAAAAAAAAAACAUUGUGAAAAGUAGGCUUUAAUUAAUGUAGCCUUUACUGAUCUGUUCAAGAUUCUGUAUUGUUCUGUCCAAUAAAAUUUUGUCUAGGACAAAAAUAAAGAGAUAAAACCAGUGACUAGCCCUGUCCUUCUGCAGUGUUGAACAGGAACAAAAUCUCAUUGUAAACUGUUAUUUUGCCUAAAAGGCCGUGUAGCACUGAAUUAUCUUGGUGUGUGCAUGGGUGUUUGUUUUAAUGUUGAUACAGGCAUACAGUUUUUCUCAUCAUCUGGUUAAUAAGCUCUCAGUUGUUGUAACCAAUGUGUUGUAGAAUAUGUACAGUGUAUAAAUAUCUUCUGUAAAACUGCUGGAGAAACCCUGUAAAGGAAUAAAUCGUAUUUCUUUCAAAAUGUCCUUUAACCUU
This is a messenger RNA of Poecilia reticulata (guppy), 6689 nucleotides long. Lineage: Eukaryota; Metazoa; Chordata; Actinopteri; Cyprinodontiformes; Poeciliidae. The record is from RefSeq and is a predicted model, not a curated record.